This is a messenger RNA of Esox lucius (northern pike), 1735 nucleotides long. RefSeq names its product UbiA prenyltransferase domain containing 1 (gene ubiad1). Gene Ontology annotation, biological process: menaquinone biosynthetic process; vitamin K biosynthetic process. Gene Ontology annotation, cellular component: Golgi membrane; endoplasmic reticulum. The record is from RefSeq and is a predicted model, not a curated record. Bases 259 to 1344 code for a protein of 361 amino acids. Gene Ontology annotation, molecular function: prenyltransferase activity. NCBI's taxonomy places the organism in Eukaryota, Metazoa, Chordata, Actinopteri, Esociformes, Esocidae. The transcript has 3 exons.
UUCCUUAAACGCUGAAAUGGCGUCGGUCAGGGUUAACUGUGAUCAGCCAGUGAAAUAUCCUUAAAAUUGACACGUAACAGAUUCGCCUACGGAGCAGGGUGAACCCUGUGGGGUAGCGGUCACAUAAAGAUGUAGAUGUUGUCACAUGAUCUGAAAUAAUUGAUCAGAAAAAGGAUACAUAAACAGGUAAAGUCCGGUGUCGGACAUUUCAUUUCUGUUGCCGAUUAGCAGCUGGGUUUACCAUAACAUUUUUUGUUAAUGAAUGCUGCUGAUACUACUUCGGACCCUGGCAGAGGUAUGGCUGUAGGGCAGAAACCAAGCAGUGCAGAGACAUAUGUUUUGGCUGGAUCUAAUGGACAUAAGGAGACAAGGUACCCAGUUUUGAAUGACACUGUGCCAAACAAAACUGCCAACCCCCGAAGCACAGGGAUGGCUAGAGUCGCAUCGGACAUGAGGUACAAGUGUGCUGCUUAUGUGUUGGCCCUGCGGCCGUGGAGUUUCAGCGCCUCACUCACACCGGUAGCGCUGGGCAGUGCCCUGGCUUACAAGCUGGAGGGUUCUGUGGACUUGGUUAUCCUGAUGGUGUGUGCUGUAGCAGUGCUGGUGGUGCAUGGGGCAGGGAACCUGGUUAACACCUACUAUGACUUCUCCAAAGGGAUUGACCACAAGAAAAGCGAUGAUAGGACUCUGGUGGAUGAGAUCCUGGCCCCGCAGGAUGUGGUCAUGUUUGGAGCACUGCUCUACUCUCUGGGCUGCUUGUGCGCCACACUGCUCUAUUUUCUUUCCACGUUGAGGAUGGAGCAUUUGGCCCUCAUCUAUUUUGGCGGGCUCUCCAGCUCUUUUCUUUAUACUGGAGGCAUUGGUCUUAAGUAUGUGGCCCUGGGGGAUGUGGUGAUCCUGAUCACCUUUGGCCCCCUGGCAGUCAUGUUUGCCCAUGCCGUACAGGUGGGCUACCUGUCGGUUCUGCCCCUGGUCUACGCCGUCCCCCUGGCCCUAAACACGGAGGCCAUCCUACACAGCAACAACACCAGAGACAUGGACUCUGACAAACAGGCAGGCAUUGUCACUCUAGCCAUCCUCAUUGGGCCCACGCUGUCCUACAUCCUCUUCAACCUCCUCUUGUUUGUUCCCUACAUGCUCUUCUGCAUCCUUGCCACCCGUUACACUAUCAGUAUGGCCCUGCCCCUCCUUACGCUCCCCAUGGCCUUUCCACUGGAAAGGCAGUUCCGCAGCCAGUGCUAUUCGAAGAUCCCCCAAAAGACAGCAAAGCUCAACCUCCUGAUGGGACUUUUCUAUGUCUUUGGGAUCAUUCUCGCGCCUCAAGGCAGCUUACCGCUAUUGUGAUCCAGUUGUAGCUCCGAAUCAUUUUAAUAUUUUUUUUGUUGAAAAAGUAUUUCAUUUUUUUCUCUUUAAGUGAAGGCUUUAAUUUAUUGUCUAAUUUGUUCAAGCAGAGAAAAAGACAGUUUAGUUACUCAACUGUAACAGUGACAGAUAAUCAGAACUGUUCCAGUAUUUUGCAUUUUCCAGUAUUUUGCGAGUUCUUUGAAUCGAUUGAAGUCUGAUAUGUGCUCAGGCUCCUUUUGUAUGAGAAUUCAGUACAACACAUUUUAACUCGCUAUGCCUCCACACUAAGAAAGACAUUGAAGGAGCAAUGUCCAUUGGGACCUAAGACUUGCUACUAGUGAUGCAUUUGUUUAACAUGUCAAUAAAUCAAAUCUAAACCCUUUUAAUGUCA